This is a messenger RNA of Spirodela intermedia, 6782 nucleotides long. NCBI's taxonomy places the organism in Eukaryota, Viridiplantae, Streptophyta, Magnoliopsida, Alismatales, Araceae. The record is from the annotation of a GenBank genome assembly.
AUGAGGAACGGCAGAGAAGGGGACCGGGGAAGGGAGGCCGGCGAGGGAAGUGGCGAGACUCCUGCCGGCAACAGCAGCCUUAAUCUCGAAUGGCGAUUCAACCAGACUCUCAGAAACGUCCAAGGGUACCCUUCCCCUUCUCUGAAUCUCCGAUGACGGCAAUUCGUCGCGUUAUUCUACUCCAUUUCCUAAACAGUGCGUGGAAAGUUACUCCACAUCUCCGUUGCUUCUAUGAUCUGUUUUGCUCCGGUGGCCUCUUGAUGCGAGGACCUGCACGUGUUCGUCUGUAGUCUUGAGCGACAUGCGAGCCGCAGAAUUUUUUGAUACAUCGAUGAAUUCCACUUCGCAUAAAAUUUCUCGCCUUUGAUCACUUCGUUGAGUCUGCUGGGUCACGAUGAUGUUCGUGGCUCGUCCGUUUCCCAGAAUCCCGCCGAGCUCGAGAAAUCACUUUUAUUCUGAAUGGAUCUGCUGAAUAUAUUUACUGUAUGUCUAAGCAUGGAAACAUUGGAAAGUAUGAAAGUAUAUAUUGUGGAACUUCCCUCGUGCAUUUUGGAUUUCAGUCACUUUGUCCGAUUGAAUCUUGGUGAUAAUUUGUUUGUUUUUUGUAUUCCGGUUACAUAAUUUCAUGUCAUCAUUCUUCCCAGGUGGGCCAUUUUUCUUUCGGAGCUAAUUCGUAAUCAAUUACGUCCGAUGUCUGAUUUUUCUCUGAACAGCUGAAAAUUUCUAUUUAAUAUUACUAAUCAAGAUAAUGAACUCUUCGUGUUUACUUUUACCUGAUAAACUGGUCAAUAGAGCUCAAAAUGAGUUUCAAGUAAUUUACAAUAAGUGACGUUUUUGCAUUAAGUUAUUAUUUUGCACUCAGUCUAUAAUAGAUUUAAAAGUUAGAAUCCACUCGAAAUAAAGUUAAGCUUUUAAUCACAUGUUAUUUUUUCAACAUCAUAGAUAGUAUAUCUAGAGACAGCAUACAAGAAAUAGGACAUUAUUUUCUCAUUUUACAUGCCCUGAUUCUCAAGUGAAAAAGAAAGUGUUUCUCAAGUUUCUACAUGGUCAUGGGUCAUUGGAGAGCCCCCAAAACGGGGUAUAGGAACAUGCGUCUCCAUUCACCUUGCUAUUGAUUGGAACAUUAUUUGGACCAAAUUUAUUUACAUUAUGUUUUCACAACUUCCGGCAGGAAUAUGAAUUUGUCUCUGUUUGUGCUAAUUCUCGUUGAUCUCCUGUAGUGAUUUUAUGACUGCAUUUGAAUUUUAUACUUUAUUGUGCAUAGUCUUUUUUGUGCUUACAUCUUUUUAGCGAUACAUGAUGGCCAUCUUCUUACCAUCUUGUCAAUAAAGCUGUCUUCUAAUCAAGAAGUAUCUGAUAACGAGAGAUUAAAUAUCUGUCUGUCGGGUAGACAUGCAUUUUGAAUUAUUCAUUUGACGAAGAAAUGGAAAUGUUUUUAUCACCAACUGUUUUCUAUGUAGCCAGGUUACUCAAAGGUCGCACUUUUCCUGGAAAGAUUCUGUUGACACGAAAAUCUGAACCUCACAAUGACCCUGUUUCGCUUGAACCAUCCCCAGAAUUGGGAAGGAGUUACUCCGAAAAUGAACUUGGGUCAAGUGAGUCAAUCAACAGCGGUUCAGAGGUAAUCUACUUCAAGGGUCUAACGUUUAAAUUGAAGUCCCUAUUAAAGUCAUAAAUUUUGGCUUCACAAUAAGGAAUGAUUACAUCAAUUACAUUAGGGGUCUGCACAAGUGUCUGGUGAUAUGAUAAACAACACGAAGCUUCAAAAGACGAAGUCAUCAAUCACGUUCGGUGAAGGUUCGUCGCCAGAUGUUCAGAGGUCUAUUUCAGAAGGUAGAUCAACAGACUCCGCAAGACUUACUAAAUUUACAAAAGAACUAUCUGGACAGACUGUUGUCUUAGGUAUGUUUCUCACCAGCUGACUGUUGCAUGUGUUUUUCCUCCCCUUCAUAAAAUCACAUGCUCAGAUAUUUGCUUUUGGUUCCAUCUUGUCCAUUAAUUUAUUUUAUCACACAAAUCGACAAAUUCGUGAGCAAUAGUUCUUUUUUUGUAACACCAUGCGAUUUUAUCACGAAUUUGUUACUUUACAAAUUCGUGUCCAUAAAAUCGCAUGGUGUUACUUUAGUUCUUUUUUGUUACUUUACACAGAGGCAAUAGCUAAUAAAUUGCCUCUGUGUGUCUGUGUGUGUGUACACAUGCAUCUGUCAGAUUAUUAGGAGAUUUGUCUAAUCGUAGCCUUCCUAUCUCACCCCCUGUUGCAGAACACCAUGCGGCCCAAUAUGGAAUUUAUGGGCCCCAAGUCUAAUGAUUGUCUUUUUUUCUCCACCAAAUUAGGUCGUCUGUUGUAUGAUCGAAGUACACAAUAACUUAAUGGGCCAAUAUCCUAGUCUAAUUUAACACUGCACGACGCAUGCCUAAUUUGUACAUCGUUUGUAGUGGAAGUGGACAUUUCUUUGAAAAUAUAAAGGAAAAAUCAUAAAUAAGGUUUUGCAAAUGUUAAUACUAAUUUUAUUUUUUUUCCAAGAUGAUAGAUCAUAGCUGCGUGAAGGAAAAUAUAAAGAUCCUGCUUCAUUUGAAUAAAAGUUUGAGGUCCUAAAAUUUGAGUUCGAAGGUUCUGGUUGGCAACAACUUUAGGGAGAUAUUAGAUGCCAUUAAACCCAGGUUUGAAUUCUGAUGCUUUAACUUUAGUAGACUGUUAUUGACCUAAUAAUUGAAAGAUUAAAAUUUUCCACAGGGACCUGAAAUCUUUGCUUUAAAAUAAAUAAAUAAAAAUAUAUAUAAUUGUUCAACUGUUUAAUAAUGUUUAACGACUACCACAGUAGUUGGCGAUAGGUGGUACCAAUGGUAGCUGUUGACGGAGUUGGUGGCAUGGCUGCAUGUGAUUGACUUCGGUAGUAAAUGUAUUGGUUUGAGACCAGUUGUCGGAGGCAACGAUGGUAGGUAUAUAACUUUGCUAGCACUCACCAAGUCCUUUGCUGAGUGAUGUUGAUGUUGGUUGUUGGUAGCAGGGAUAGUUCACAGCAGUAUUCAAGGGUGAUGCCAAUUAAUUGGAGUUAGUAUCGGUGAGAAGCAACCAUUGGUCAUCAGUGUUGGGGUAGUGGCAUGGCCUUCCUAGUCAAUUAGCAUAAAUUGGUAGAGGUCAAUCUGUUUUCUUUUCUUCUUUUUCGCCUCUCAUUUAAAUAGAUUUUCCGUCCACUUUUUUCCAGCAUGAUGGAUGUUCUUUCUUUCUUUGGUGAUCCCUAUAAUGGUUUGGGCUGGGAAUAAACUGAUUCGACCGAUAUUGGUCAAUGGUAGCUAGUCCCAUAUACAUUUCAAACGGAUCAGAUUUUGCACCCUAGAGAAUUGACAACCUGAGGCUGAUUUUAACCCAAAUCGGCUAACUAUUAUCAAAAUAAAACUUUUUUCAUUGUGCCUUCUGCGCUUCACUCAAACCUUCUGUUGUGAUUCCUCUCCGGUUGAGUGGAUUAAUCACCAUAUUUCUUUUUGCUUUGUUGGCAGACUAAACGUAAUGUAUAUAUUUAAUUGAAGUUUAACUCGAUGUUCCAUUUUAUUUUUUAGCUACUGAUAUAAUAUCACGUCAUGAUUUACCUCAGAAAACUUACGUGAGUUAGCAUGGAGCGGGAUUCCUCCAUAUAUGCGUCCAAACAUAUGGAGACUUCUUUUGGUAUGUUCUAUAGAAUACGAAAGUUAAGAUAUCACAUUAGUUGGAAAUACAUUUGGAGUACUGUUGAAUCUAAGUUUCACAGAAUAAAUGUUAUAGCUUACCCUCGCCAUAGUUUCUGAUUUUGCAGAUGCUAUGCCAAUGGUUGUGACAUAAACUUUUUAUUUUUUAUUUUUUCUUAUACUGAAAUUAUAUUUAUAUGUUUUUUUUUUAAUUCAAGUGAAUGGGCUGGCAUGAAUCUGUUGUAUCAAAAUUCAUAGGAUGAGUGGCAUCCUCGCCAGUCUAGGUUAACAGCAUUUCGUCUCACAUUGUGUCCACUUAAAGCCAUUUCAUACCAAAUUUUCUAAUCAAUGCUGCUGUGUAAUCUUUGCCCGUGGCUGCUUCAGUUACUUUUCUUCGUUUUGAUUUAAUGGUGUUCAUGACUUAUGUCACCAUUUUUGUUAGACAACAGCAUUAUUAGUUUUGUACUUUCUCUUGUAUUGUCUGUGUUGUUCUCUGUGUUCGAAUUUUUAAAUGUCAACUGACAACAGGGAUAUGCACCACCUAAUUCAGAUCGAAGGGAGGGAGUUUUGGCGAGAAAGCGGCGUGAAUAUCUUGAAUGUGUUUCUUUGUAUUAUGAUAUUCCUGAUUCUGAACGAUCUGAUGAUGAGAUCACCAUGCUUCGUCAGGUAGCUUUGGGUUUAAUUUUGAUGGCUUCAGAAAUUUUUUUCUCCUUACAGCAGGCUCACGGUCAGUAUUGCUUACAAUGUAUUGUUCAUCUUGGCCCUUCAGAUAGCUGUUGACUGUCCAAGAACAGUACCUGAUGUCACCUUCUUUCAGCACGCACUGGUUCAAAAAUCCUUAGAACGCAUCCUUUAUACAUGGUUAGAUAGCCCGUCCCUUCUUUUUUGUUCUGGUUACAUUUAGUAGUGUCAUAGAUGAGCAUGAUGCAGAAAUAAAAACUUUCAACUAGCCUGUUCGUGGUUUUCUAUUUAUAGAAUAGAUGUUAUUUCUGUUUAAUUUGUAUUCGUCAGCAGGAUGGCCGCUGUGCAAAAUUUCAUUGCUGCUGUUUUCCAAUGAUUUCAAAGCUAAUCAUAGCGAUUUUACUUCUUUCCUCAUUUUGUGAAAUGUCUUAGCUUUCCUUUAUCCUGGAUCCAGAACUCGUGGGCACAGAUAUACAGAAAUAGUGGAAUAAUGCGUUAUAGACCUUAAAAAGACGAUCUUUUCACAUUGAAAUGUCGUCUAUUUUAUCUGUUUCCAUCUCAUUUUUUAUCAAAUAUAGUCUCUCGUAUCUUUGUUCAUUGAUGUAGCUUGUAGACCAUCUCAAACCUCCUGAAGAGUGAAGAAAUAGAGUGCAUGAUAGCUUUCCUUCAUCCUUGCCACUUUCUCAAGAGGUGGCGCUUGUCCUAGAUUUAGAACUUGUGGGCACAGAUAUACAGAAAUUGUGGAAUUAUAGAUCUUAAAAGGACGAUCUUUUCACAUUGAAAUGCCGUCUAUUUUAUCUGUUUCCAUCUCAGAUUUCUUAUAUAUUUUAUGUUGUGCCAAUCCAACACAAGUUUUUAUUUCUUUUGUUUUAUGGGAUUUGUUUUCAUAUAAUUCAUAUUGAUAAUGGUGUAUUGACCAAAUAUAAUUCGAUUGUAAAUUUUUUAUCAAAUAUAGUCUCUCGUAUCUUUUGUUCACUGAUGUAGCUUGUAGAUCAUCUCGAACCUCCCGAAGAGUGAAGAAAUAGAAUGCAUUAUACCUGGUGCAUUUUUAUACGGCAUCAAUAUCUGUUUAUUUUUCCAUGAAAUAAAUCAUCCGUGGUUGAUUUUCAGGGCUAUUCGUCAUCCUGCUAGUGGAUAUGUUCAGGGGAUCAAUGAUCUCGUGACGCCAUUCCUAAUAGUCUUCUUGUCAGAACAUCUCAGUGGCAAUGUAGAGGAUUGGUCAAUUUCAGAUCUUUCUCCAGAUAAGAUAUCUAAUGUGGAAGCAGAUUGUUAUUGGUGUCUCUCCAAGUUGCUCGAUGGCAUGCAAGAUCACUACACAUUUGCUCAACCAGGGAUUCAGCGUCUUGUCUUUAAGCUGAAGGAGCUUGUUCGUCGGAUAGAUGGUACUUCUCUCCUCCACUCUCCCCUUCUUCUACAGCUCUUCCUUCACUUAAUGUGAUCUUUCUCUAAUGAAUGCGAUAAUCAAUGACAUUGAAAAGCUUGGAACCAAACAGAAAGGGGAUUUCUCACCGGCUUGUUUGAUCAUCUCUUUCUCUUUAGUUUUAUUACUUUAUAAGGCCACAGAUGAUCUAGCUGACCUCAUCUCUUUGUCCGGCACAAGAACCAGUUUCAAAACAUAUGGAAGAACAAGGGCUAGAGUUUCUUCAGUUCGCUUUCCGAUGGUUCAACUGCUUGCUGAUCCGUGAGGUGAGCCUUUUUUGGAGAAACUUCUAAGUUUUUUCCAAAAAUAAAAAAUAUAUGCUUUUUUUCUUAAUUUAGAUAAACUUAAAUCUUGAAUCAGAUCCCCUUCCAUCUGGUUACUCGUCUGUGGGACACAUACUUGGCGGAAGGGGAUGCUCUGCCAGAGUUCCUCGUGUACAUAUUUGCCAGUUUCCUUCUUACUGUAAGUUUGAUCUUCCUCGACCUCUUCUUGCAUGUUAGCUGGGUUAAUUCUUUACGCUUUGCUGCAUUACUGGGUUGACAUCGAGUUUAGUCACCAUCAAGAUUGUGCCGCGUGUGCACCGAGACAGUAGCCUUCCUGCCUUUCUUGAAGAGGGGGGGUAGUCAUUUUCUCAAACAGGUGUUGAGCAGAAGGCCGGCGACGGCUCCCUCUUCUUUUCCCUGGCAAAAUUUGCUUCUUUUCUUGCUUGAUCUUGUCUGAAAUGCCUUUCGAAUGGAACCCACCCGCCCACUUCCCUCCCAACAUCACUGCGAUUUGCCUUCCAAAAAAGGGUUGAUCUUGGGUGGUCAGGUGAAGAGGGAAGCGAGAAAUGAGGCUGUUCCUUGUGUUGUUGCAGUGGUCGGAUGCCCUCCAGAAGUACGAUUUCCAGGAGAUGGUGAUGUUCCUUCAGCACCUCCCUACGCACGGCUGGACCCACCAGGAGCUGGAGAUGGUCCUCUCCCGGGCGUACAUGUGGCACGCCAUGUUCAACAGCUCCCCCAGCCAUCUGGCCAGCUGA